Pipra filicauda (Wire-tailed manakin) is the source of this 11844-nucleotide messenger RNA. RefSeq names its product protein tyrosine phosphatase receptor type T (gene PTPRT). The transcript has 31 exons. Gene Ontology annotation, biological process: protein dephosphorylation. The record is from RefSeq and is a predicted model, not a curated record. Gene Ontology annotation, molecular function: protein binding; protein tyrosine phosphatase activity. Gene Ontology annotation, cellular component: membrane. NCBI's taxonomy places the organism in Eukaryota, Metazoa, Chordata, Aves, Passeriformes, Pipridae. The coding region runs from base 4 to 4170 and encodes 1388 amino acids.
UUCAUGAUGGUGAACAGCUCUGGGCGAGCAUCAGGGCAGAAAGCCCACCUGCUGCUGCCCACCCUGAAGGAGAACGACACCCACUGCAUCGACUUCCACUAUUACCUGUCCAGCAGAGACCGGUCCAGCCCCGGCUCCCUCAACGUCUACGUGAAGGUGAACGGGGGCCCCCAGGGCAAUCCCAUCUGGAAUGUCUCGGGAGUCGUCACGGAGGGAUGGGUGAAGGCAGAGCUGGCCAUCAGCACCUUCUGGCCACAUUUUUAUCAGGUGAUCUUUGAGUCGGUGUCUCUGAAAGGACACCCCGGGUACAUCGCAGUGGAUGAAGUCAGAGUUCUUGCCCAUCCAUGCAGAAAAGCCCCUCAUUUCCUGCGGCUCCAGAACGUGGAGGUGAACGUGGGACAGAACGCGACGUUCCAGUGCAUUGCUGGGGGGAAAUGGUCCCAGCACGACAAGCUCUGGCUCCAGCAGUGGAAUGGGAGGGACACAGCCCUGAUGGUCACUCGAGUGGUCAACCACCGGCGUUUCUCGGCCACCGUGAGCGUGGCCGACACCUCCCAGCGCAGCAUCAGCAAGUACCGCUGUGUCAUCCGCUCCGACGGCGGCUCCGGGGUGUCCAACUAUGCAGAGCUCAUUGUGAAAGAGCCCCCCACUCCCAUCGCCCCUCCGGAGCUCCUGGCCGUGGGAGCCACGUACCUGUGGAUCAAACCCAACGCCAACUCCAUCAUCGGGGACGGGCCCAUCAUCCUCAAGGAGGUGGAGUAUCGGACAACCACGGGCAACUGGGCAGAGACUCACAUUGUGGACUCCCCCAAUUACAAACUGUGGCACUUGGACCCCGACGUGGAGUACGAGAUCCGGGUGCUGCUCACGCGCCCUGGGGAAGGAGGAACAGGCCCCCCCGGGCCCCCCCUCACCACCAGGACCAAGUGUGCAGAUCCCGUGCACGGCCCCCAGAACGUGGAGGUGGUGGACAUUCGGUCGCGGCAGCUGACGCUGCAGUGGGAGCCCUUCGGCUACGCCGUGACCCGCUGCCACAGCUACAACCUCACCGUGCAGUACCAGUACGUGUUCAACCAGCAGAAGUUCGAGGCCGAGGAGCUCAUCCAGACCUCCUCCCACUACACCCUGCGGGGUCUGCGGCCCUUCAUGACCAUCAGGCUGAGGUUGGCCCUGUCCAACCCCGAGGGCAAGAUGGAGAGCGAGGAGCUGGUGGUGCAGACCGAGGAGGAUGUUCCUGGACCUGUUCCCUUGGAAUCCAUCCAGGGAGGACCUUUUGAAGAGAAGAUCUAUGUGCAGUGGAAGCCUCCAAAUGAGACAAAUGGCAUCAUUACACUCUAUGAGAUUACAUACAAGGCCGUUGGAUCCCUGGAUCCCAGUGCUGACCUGUCCAGCCAAAGGGGGAAAGUCUUCAAGCUGAGGAAUGAGACCCACCACCUGUUUGUAGGAUUAUACCCAGGGACCACAUAUUCCUUCACCAUCAAAGCCAGCACAGUCAAGGGCUUUGGGCCACCCAUCACCACUCGGAUUGCAACUAAAAUUUCAGCGCCGUCGAUGCCGGAGUACGACACGGACUCGCCCCUGAACGAGACCGACACCACCAUCACCGUGAUGCUGAAGCCUGCUCAGUCCCGGGGAGCACCUGUCAGUGUUUAUCAGCUUGUUGUCAAGGAGGAGAAGCUGCAGAAAGCGCGGAGAGCUGCAGACAUCAUCGAGUGCUUCUCUGUCCCAGUGAGCUACAAGAAUGCCUCCAGCCUGGACUCCCCACACUACUUUGCAGCUGAGCUGAAGCCCAUCAACCUUCCUGUCACACAGCCCUUCACCGUGGGCGACAACAAGACCUACAAUGGCUACUGGAACGCUCCACUUUCUCCCCUGAAAAGCUACAGCAUAUACUUCCAGGCACUUAGCAAGGCCAAUGGAGAAACAAAAAUCAACUGUGUCCGCCUGGCAACAAAAGCAGUAAUAGGUAGACAAGAGGUGACCACGCGAAACCUGCCCAGCCUCUUGAGCACAGUUUGUUCAUCUGAUUGGCCGUCGAUAUUUAGAAGAAAUGCCUAUUCCUACUCCUAUUACUUGAAGCUGGCCAAGAAGCAGAAGGAGACUCAGACCAGCACACAGAGGGAGAUGGGUCCCGUGGCUACUUCUGACAAGACCUCCACCAAACUCAGUGCUGUGCACAAUGAAGAUGCUUUUUCUUCCAGCUGCCAAGAUGUUAAUGGAUUCACAUCACCCUCUCCUUGUUCAUUUUCUGUCCAAAGCAAAACCCUUCAGAGCAAAUCUAUGUUGAAUUCCUACUACUCAGUAUCAUCAGACACUGUCCCAUCGACCACGCUGUUAGACAGCAGCCAUGGAGAGAUGCCCCAGCCCACGCUGACCAUCCAGACCCACCCGUACCGCAGCUGCGAGCCCGUGGAGAUGUCCUACCCCCGGGGGCAGUUCCAGCCUGCCAUCCGAGUGGCAGACCUGCUGCAGCACAUCACCCAGAUGAAGAGGGGACAGGGCUAUGGCUUCAAAGAGGAGUAUGAGGCACUCCCCGAGGGCCAAACGGCGUCCUGGGACACGGCCAAGGAGGAUGAAAACCGCAAUAAGAACAGAUACGGGAACAUAAUCUCCUAUGAUCACUCAAGAGUGAGAUUGCAGCUGCUGGAUGGGGACCCUCACUCUGACUACAUCAAUGCCAAUUACAUCGAUGGGUACCACCGGCCUCGCCAUUACAUUGCAACUCAAGGGCCAAUGCAAGAGACAGUGAAGGAUUUCUGGAGGAUGAUUUGGCAAGAAAACUCUGCAAGUGUUGUCAUGGUCACCAACCUGGUGGAAGUGGGCAGGGUGAAGUGUGUUCGAUACUGGCCAGAUGACACAGAGGUCUAUGGAGAUAUUAAAGUCACAUUAAUUGAGACAGAACCCUUGGCAGAGUAUGUCAUACGGACAUUCACGGUCCAAAAGAAAGGCUACCAUGAGAUCCGAGAGAUUCGGCAGUUCCACUUCACCAGCUGGCCGGACCACGGCGUCCCCUGCUACGCCACGGGCCUGCUGGGCUUCGUGCGCCAGGUGAAGUUCCUCAACCCCCCCGAGGCAGGACCCAUCGUGGUGCACUGCAGUGCUGGGGCAGGGAGAACAGGCUGCUUUAUUGCCAUUGACAUCAUGCUCGACAUGGCAGAGAACGAGGGCGUGGUGGACAUUUUUAACUGCGUGCGGGAGCUGCGGUCCCAGAGGGUCAACUUGGUGCAGACAGAGGAGCAGUAUGUGUUUGUCCAUGAUGCCAUUUUGGAGGCAUGUCUCUGUGGCAACACGGCCAUUCCAGUUUGUGAGUUCAGAUCCAUCUAUUACAACAUCAGCAGGCUGGAUCCACAGACCAAUUCCAGCCAGAUAAAAGAUGAGUUUCAGACCCUGAACAUCGUGACGCCGCGGGUGCGGCCGGAGGAUUGCAGCAUCGGGCUCCUGCCCCGCAACCACGACAAGAACCGCUGCAUGGACGUGCUGCCCCUGGACCGCUGCCUGCCCUUCCUCAUCUCCGUGGAUGGCGAGUCCAGCAACUACAUCAAUGCUGCCCUCAUGGAUAGCCACAAGCAACCUGCUGCCUUUAUUGUAACCCAACACCCUCUGCCCAACACCAUCGCAGACUUCUGGAGGCUGGUGUUUGAUUACAACUGCUCCUCUGUGGUGAUGCUGAAUGAGAUGGAUGCAGCACAGCUCUGCAUGCAGUACUGGCCAGAGAAGACAUCCUGUUGUUAUGGCCCCAUUCAGGUGGAGUUUGUCUCAGCAGACAUUGAUGAAGACAUCAUCAACCGGAUAUUCCGGAUCUGCAACAUGGCCAGGCCCCAGGACGGCUAUCGCAUCGUGCAGCACCUGCAGUACAUCGGCUGGCCGGCCUACAGGGACACCCCUCCCUCCAAACGCUCCCUGCUCAAGGUGGUCCGGAGGCUGGAGAAGUGGCAGGAGCAGUACGAUGGCAGGGAUGGCCGGACUGUUGUCCACUGCCUGAACGGAGGGGGACGCAGCGGCACCUUCUGUGCCAUCUGCAGCGUGUGUGAGAUGAUCCAACAGCAGAACAUCAUCGAUGUGUUCCACAUAGUGAAAACACUACGGAAUAACAAAUCCAACAUGGUGGAGUCACUGGAACAGUAUAAAUUUGUAUAUGAGGUUGCACUGGAAUACUUGAGUUCCUUUUAGCCCAGAGGAGGGAGGGGACCCUCGGAUGUGCCAGACCCCAAUCUCUGGCAGGCGCUUCUCCCCUCUCCCACACUGGAAGGCAGUAACAAGUGUGGGAAGGAAAACCUCUCCUUCCUGGAGCAAGAGACUGAGGUUGCACAGACCUCGCUGGAAGGAGGAGAUGAUGCCUGUGUGUGCUGCUGCCUGCUUUCUAUUGGAACAUCUACUGCUUCUUAAAUAACCUACUGUAAAAAUUAGCAAAAUGGGAGACAGGCUGAAAGACUGGACUUUCUAAUCCCCUCUGACUUCUUCUCUCCUCUUUUGGAUUGUAUUUUUGCUCUGCUUGCUGCAGAGUGGGGAAGGAAUGAAACCCUUAGGAAAUUCUCUUUUAAAUGUCUCCUUUUUAAUUUAUAAUUUUGUUCUUGAAUCCCAAUCUUUUCAUUUUUUAAUUUUGUGCAGCAGUCAUUUGGGAAAAAUGAGAUAGCCAUAGGGGAUACAUGAAAUAUUUCAUUACGGUUUGUCUACCUUAUCUCUUUCCUUUUUUAUUUGUUUUUUCCAAAUGAAAAGGCCAACACAGAAGAAAAACAACGCUGGAAUUCUCUUCCCACACGUAGUCCCUUUAAGCAUGAAAAUAGAUGGUGGAGAUGAGCAGCUGUUCGUGGAUUCACUGCCUCCACACAAAUGUUUCCUCCCAGUUUCUGCUCCACUCCCAGGGCUGUGCAUGAACCGGUUCCACCUCUCUGCUCUGUGUUCCUCUGGGUGCUGGUGAAGCAAUGCCACUGAUGAGUUUCCCAGCCACUUGAACCUUAAGGUUAAAUAUUUGCAUCAAACAGAUUGCAGUUUGUCUUGCAACUUCGGUAACUUUGUUACCACAUUUUUCGAGUAUUUGCUGGGGUGCAGUGUGUCUUUGAAAAAAAAAACAAAAAAGAAACAGGGUAUAAAGUAGGUAUUAUUGCUCAUAUGCUAUGUAUUACUGGUUUUUAUUUAUUAUUUGUAUUGCUGUAGAACUUAGGACCCCUAGUCACAACAGGACCCUGCUGAACUAGGCACUGUGCAAACAGAGAGCAAAGAAGGUUCCUGCUCAAGAGUUUAAAAGCUGAAGGUUCUUAAAAUUGGGUUUUGGCAAGAUUUCCUCGCUAUUUCCGAGCCCUACAAGCUUUAAAAUGGGAACCCAUUGGAGCUGUAGGAAAGGUGAUGUACAUACACAGAAACCUGUUCUGACACAUGUAAGGAGAAGUGUUAGCCCAGCACAGCAACUUCUCUUCUUAAGCAAAACAGCUUUUGUUUCAUCCUGCAAAAAAUGCCUGUGCAACUCUCCUGCUCCCAAACAAACACCAGAUGUGUUUUACCAUGGCUCUGGGUCUCGCUCUGAUUUCGUAGCAGCUAAGAAAUUGCUUUUCUGAAAGAGUGUGUUUAAGUAGUUAAUCACUAAGGUCUGCAGGGUAAUCUUGGAGAAAAAAAAAAUAAUUGAAAGAACAAGGCCUUACUAUAAUUAGUAUUUGAAUUUAGCCAUUUAUUUAUCUGGAGGGUGCUGGAUAUGAGGUUGCUCUCUGUGUAAAUUAGAUUCUGGGAUGUAGGUUUCUUUAAAUUCAGACUUUCUAAAAGAUAGAUUGAAGGGAAGAGUUUAAGGAAACUCCACUUUCUUACCACCCUGUAUUUUCCACCCUCAGGUAAAUUCUCAGAGGCUGUGCUGGGAGCUCUGUGCUCUCAAUGUGUGACAAGUUCAACACAUUUUGCUACUUCUGUCUGUAAGUUCAAAAGGCUUCACUUCAUGAUCAUUAUUUCUUCAAUAGACAAACUGCCUUGGCAGUGAGGGAUGAAAAUGGGAGCUGACCAAAGCAGCUCUCAGCUCACACAGGUACCUCACCACAGUUUCCAUCCACCGGGAGCUGCACCAGUCCAGGGAAGGGUGCUUGGAACUGCAAUAAUCCUCUUCCUGAUAAGCAGAUGAAGGGGUUCACGGGAUGCUGAACCUCCUAGCCUGGAUUCUUUCUAAGGAGCUUUGGAUUCUUGGCUUUAAUGUCAUGAACCACAUCCUCCCUGAUGUGCUGUAAAGUGUUGGUGAGAACUCCCUCACAGGAGCCCCUGCUCUGCUUCUAGUUGGUCCUUUCUGUUGCCUGAAAUCAUGAAAUCCCCUUUAGUUCCAAAUGGGGCUGGAGGUGGGUGUCUGGCAUCUCCUGGGACAGGCUGCUAGUUUGAAUUGCUGGGUUUUUUUCCUUAUGCAACUAAGCAACACAAACAAUUCUGCAGGGAAAAAAGAAUAGAAGACAAAGCAAAGCUAUGAGAUAAAAAUGGCCUUAUAUUGGUGUUUUCAUUACAGGUGGCUGGAUGGAACAGUGUAGGUCAGGAGUUGGGAGCUAUUAGUAAAGAUGAGGGAAUUCUGAUCCCAGAAUGGGAUUUUUGAGCAAAUGCCCACGUAGGAAGAAGCUACAAGUCAGCAAAGUGUUUGUGACUGCUGACUCCAGAAAGCCAGAGGGAAUCACUCCCUGUGGAUACUAUGGAAAUAUUAAUUAGCAUUUAGUAUUCUGUUAAUUUUACAUGGAAAGUAGCACAGGGUAAGGUCUCCUUCAUGAUAUAGGAGGGGGAAAGACUGGUGGAAGCACUGAGAGUGACAACCAGGAUAAAAGGAACAGAAUGGUAAAGAAAUAGGAUGAGAUGUGAAGUAUAGGACCUAAUUCAGGCUUAACAGUAGCAGGAAGGAAAGUGGAUUAAAAAAAGAGAAUUAAGCCUGCAGGAGGGAUGUGUGCAUGGAGAGAAGGAGCUGUGGGAUGAGCAGAGCAGAACAGCACUUGCAGUGGAGUUGUUUAAGGUCCUGAGGUAGGAUUGACUGUGUUUUAUGGUAUGGAAAAUGCUGCUAAAGGGUCAGAAGUCCCUGUAUCAGGCUGGUCCACGGCAAGUCAGGUGCGCUUUUGGCCCUCUGCAAACGCCAGGUGAUGUUGGCAUGAAGUGCAGGGGAAGAUGUUAAAGCUAAAUUUUACAUUUUGUAGGAGUUAAAUGCAAGUGCUGGUUACCACAGCCCAGCUGUUAAUCACAGCUUGUUCUGCGGCCACUCAGCUGCGUGUCUGAACCCUCAUGUCCAUGUGUGGGAGGGUGCUCAGCGGACACUGAUAAAAGUUCCUGCAGUUUUGGUGCUUUUGGGGGACCAACCCAGCUCCAGUGUGUGUUGUCUCUGGGAUAUUCCUGCUGUUCCUUGCUGCACACAGUGCAUAUAUGCUGAGUGUGAAUUAAUGAUGAAGGGAAUUGUGUGGAAAGAGAGGACGAGCUGGCUUUAAAUAACUUUAUUACCUUGAAGUUGUUUAAACCCUAGAGAGCAGCCCAUGGCAGAGCAGGUAAUGUGUUUGAAGCAUGAUUAUGGGUGAUGGGUUUGUUUUUGCGGGGAAGGAGAGAAAUUAUGAAAUGAGAUGAGAUGAGAUGAGAUAAAGGAGGUUUUCUCACUCCUGGAAAGAUUAAUAGUCAGGGUGAGCUUUCCAGCCUAAGCAUCCCCUGCUGUGGAUGGAAAGUGAUAAUGUGCAGUAGAAAAGAUGAAUUCCUUCAAGUGAUUGAAUUUUAAGCUGGAAAAAUAUCAUAUUGCCCAUUCAAAUAUCCACAUUUGAAUGGACAUAAUGAACAUAAACUUAUUCAGUCAUCCUUCAGGGGUGAGGGAGCAGUUUAUGAUAGCACAGGACUGGUGUAAGGUUUGGUCUGAAAUACAAGGUACUAGAAAUAGGGAAAGAAGCGUGGGUCAGGUGUGACUAUGUCAUACAGAGAGUAACUAACAUCUGAAAUUAGUAUGGGAUGUAACUGAAACAGUGAAUUCCAGAGCUAUCUAAGCUGGCUGCUGGAGAAGAAAGAGUUUUCUAGAUGGGAGAUAGACCAAAACCCCUAAAAGAUACAGUAGGCCUUAAGAAUCUUUUCUUUUUUUGGUUUUAUGUUUGCUUGGUGGUGGGGUUUGGGUCUGUAUCUUUUUUUUAAUUAAGAUCUGUGCAGGACUGAUGUCCUAUGCUGGCUCUUUUGGUUUGGUUUGAUUUUUUUUUUCUUCUUUGAAGGUAAGGUAAAAAGUGUUUGAACUGCUGUAAAUAGACUUGAGGUAUUUGUUUAUCAGAAUAUCCUGAAUCAGGACCUCUGAUAGCAAACAGGCAGAUGGGGAUGUGCUGGGUUGUGUAUGUUUGCAGGUUGGAAUAACCUGUGUUCUCUGAGCAGGGAAGUUCCUUUCCUGGGCUAUGAUUAGUAGGAAGCCCUUUAAUUUGGUAUUCUUCAGCAAGGUUGCACAGAGUUAUGUCUGCUUUUGCCAUGCAACAGUGGGUCCCUCUUGAUUUAUUCACAUUUUAGCCAUUUUUGUGAGCUAGAGUUGUCCAGUUUGGUCCAGCAGCAGCAGGCAGUUGACUAACACUGAAAGGUUUUUACAUGCACUGAAAAGGUGUGACUUUGUGUGGCCUUUACCCCCGAGAUAACCUGCAGUUUCCAUCCCCUUGUCUUGUCCACCUGCACACACAUCUGAAGAAUGUCCAGAGAAUUCCUGAAAGGCAGAUAGAUAUUUUGGGAGAUACCUGUGACCUCAAAUCAUUCUGGUCCAUGUAACUCCACAGAGCAGAGGAGGGAACCCCAAAGAACAGCUGUUCCCUGCAGCAGCCUGUAUUUGUGUGUCAGUAGUUUCCAACCUUUUAUUCUGGAGCUGUAAACACCCUGGGAAAAAAAAGUCCAGUGGCAACAUAGACCCCACAGUUGUAGAUUUGAGCCUCUAGAUGCUAGACUGGCUUUUCCAUUUACUUUUCACAGGCCCUUUAGCAGCAGUUUGUGGGAUUUCCUUUGGGAAUCUCAAGGCAGAGAUUGCUGGUCACUGCUCUUGUGCUGUAGAGUCAGAGAAGGAGAGAGGCUCCUGCAGCAGGUGGUUCAGAAGACACUUAAACCAGUUGCCAUCUGGGAGAGGAGGAAAGGAGGAGAAAUCUCCUUUGGGAGAAACCCAGCUUUGGAGGAGAAGGCAGAUUAAAUGGAUCCUGAAACAGGGAGGAAUUUGCACCUUGCUCUCUCUCUCACUCUUGCACAGCUGCUCUUUAUCUUUCUUACUCUUCCGAGUUCCUGCCAGGAUCAUAAAAAACAGGUAAUGCCACAUUCCGUGCUGUGGAGAUGGAGCACUCAGAGGGUGACAGAGAGAAUAAAUCCUGAGGGACAGAGAUAAAAGGAGAUUCACUUGAGAGAGGAAUCUUCAAAUACGAGGUGCCUCUGCCUGUCACACCUGCAGGAUUUUUAGUGAGUCGUCACAGAGCAGUGCACAGUCCUGGCACGGUCCUGGGUGUGCAAUGUGGUGGCAAAGUUCCACUUGGAGAACUUCACUGUCCUGUAAUAAAUGUGAGCAGUCAACUCCAUUACGUUGGUAGCACAGUUAAUUUUUGUGAUCCCUCCAGCCGGUGCAAGGGGCGUCUCAAGAACUUUGGUGUGAAACUGCUGUGUUUUCAUUUGAGAGUCUUUCAUUUGUCUUAAGUGUAAAAAGAGUCAGUCAGCCCCAGAUUUUUAAGAAAAUAAAGGGGGGCCAUAUGGUUAAAGUGGCAAAAGUUAUUCAGCAUAACCACGGCCUUUGGGUCAAAAAUUCCAUAUACCUGCUGUGUGAGGGUAGAACAAACCACCACAGCUCCCCUGCCCAGACACUGGAGCAGAAACGGGGAAAGCCAGAGAAUUAAAAGUCAGAGAGACAGACAUGAGUAAUAAGGAUUCUGUUAACCAUCCUGUGCUCCUGUUUAUUUAGAUUGCAGUCUUCUAUAGCCAUGCAUACAUAAUAUACAAUUUAAAUGCAAGUGCUCUUUCUUUCCCUGUUCCCAAAAAUACCUACAGCUCUUCUUUCCUCCAGGGUGAGCCAACAGCAUAGCAAGCAAAGCCCAAUUUCUGCAGUUUUUGGCAAGGGCCACUAGGAAAAUCCAUCAUGUAUUAUCUGCUCAUUGACUUGGAAAAGGUAGCAGUCAUCUCCCUCAUAUACAUACUUGAAGAAUGUACAAUUUGCUCAAACUGUCAAGCAGAAUCAUAUGUUUUCAUACACCGAGACCAAAUCCUGGUGGUAUAGAGUGUGAUGGAAAGAAAAAAAAUUACAAAAACUUGUAAUUUGGUUGCUGACUUCCAGUGACCUCUAGUCUAUAAUCUGUAUUUGCUGUGUUAAACUAUUUUAAAAGUUUCCCUUGUAAAAAAUAACCUCAGACUAUCCUACAGGUUGAUGUUGGAUUAGCAGAAUUGUGAAAACCUGGCAGCUUUUUCAGUUUGUAAAAACGUGGGAGGUCUAAAUUAGUCUUUUCCAUCCUCGCCCCAGUGCAUGCAGCAGAUUUUUCACCACUAUUGUGUUUUCAACCUGAGCCUUAAAAAACAAACUAAUGCAGCAGACUGAAUGCCAGAUGCUGGUAUUCCCAUAGUGUUUCCUGGGGGCAAAAAAAAUAAAAAAUAAUAAUAAUAAAAAAAAAAUAAUGAAAUGGGAAAAGAGCAAACUAAAAUGUUGUUUUCUUGGAACUCAAUUCAGCCUGAGCUGUUUCUAAGCAGUAUAAAUGUGAGCAAGUCCAUGUCACUCUGUCUGGAGGAAGGAUGUGCUUGUUACAAGGUGAAGGUUUGCUCUUGAUGUCCCUUUGGGACUGCUCCUGAUACUUCAUAUGUAGGUAUCCAGCAGUGUGGUGGUUACUUCAGGGAGGGCACUUUGUCCCAGAAGGAGUGUUUCAGUGGAGAUCUGUUCCCCUGAAACGUUACUGUUGGCGAGACUGUGUGAGACCCCUCGGGAGUGUUGCACUGUGGAGACUGAUUUCCUUGUGUGAGUACAUCAUCUUUCAACAGGGACCUCCAGGAAAUCUUAUUUGUGCAAAGUUAUGGAAAGAAGGGCGUUUUGGGGGGAUGGAAGUGGGAGUGGGACCAGCACUUCACAAGCUUUCCUGAAUUUAGGUGCUCUGACAAGACUCCCCGGGACAAAGGCUGGUCAGGUUUUCACGUUGCUGACAGUUGAACCAGGAUUCAUGUGCUGGACUUCCAUGUACCUGGAGCAGAACUGGAAUUACCCUCUCAUCACCCCUCCAGCCCUUUCUUGCAUUGCCAGCACUUAAACACUGUACUUCUAUGCCAAAAGUUUGAGCUGCAUCCUUAACACAUCCUUUAACCCCCCUGACUAACCAAGGGGACAAAAUUCACUCCCCUGCUGAUUUAACCUCCUCCCUCCCCACGCCAACACUGUGGAAAUCAAAAUGCCCCAGCAUUUUGUUGCCAGACUUGUCACCACGUCACACAGCCGUGCUGUGGCUGCCCCUGGCUCAGCAGUGUCCCAUCCCAGGCCCCUGGAUGUGUUCUCCAGCAGGGAGGAGUGCUGCAUGAGAGCCAGUCUCUGCUGUUGCGAUGCCGCCCCAUCUUCCCCCCCUUUGGCCUUUCUGGAUUCCUGGGUAAACUCACUUGUACAGUUUGGAUGUUUGAUAGAUAAAGCACGUAUGAAAAAAAAAAAAGGAAAAAAAUAUAAAUACAAAACUCUCAACACUGUGCAUUCAGUGUCUUUCUAGCUUAAAAGAAGGAAGGUAAAUAAUGUCAAGUCAAUGAAUAUCAGAUAUAUUUUUUGACUGUACAUUACAGUGAAGUGUAAUCUUUUUUUUACAACUGCGAGUCCAUCUUAUUUAUUCUUGUAAAUGUUCCCAGACAAUGUUUGUAAUAUGGGCUGUGUUGCAAAUCCAUAAAAUAAAUCUGUGAUCUGAGAUUAAUGUUUUACUAAGA